This is a messenger RNA of Cryptosporidium muris RN66, 3243 nucleotides long. RefSeq names its product adaptin family protein. The transcript has a single exon. Gene Ontology annotation, biological process: receptor-mediated endocytosis; intracellular protein transport. Lineage: Eukaryota; Apicomplexa; Conoidasida; Eucoccidiorida; Cryptosporidiidae. Bases 1 to 3243 code for a protein of 1080 amino acids. Gene Ontology annotation, molecular function: cargo adaptor activity. The record is from RefSeq and is a predicted model, not a curated record. Gene Ontology annotation, cellular component: membrane coat; AP-4 adaptor complex.
AUGCAAUAUGUUGGCUCUCAUUCAUCACGUGAACUGUUUGAGCUUGUCAAAUCUAUUGGAGAAUGUAGAUCAAAACAAGAGGAAGAUAGAAUUAUAUUGAAUGAGGCUGAAUGUUUGCAGUCAAAAUUUCUAGAAAGUGGUAUAUCUUCUAGUAAACUUCGAGAAUACCUAAUAAGGGCUAUUUAUGUUGAAAUGCUAGGUCAUGAUGCAUCUUUUGCUUAUAUACAUGCAAUUAAAAUGACUCAUGAUAAGAAUUCUCUAACAAAACGUGUUGGCUACUUAGCAUGCUGUAUAUUUCUCAAUAGUAAUCAUGAACUUCUUGUUUUAUUGGUAAAUACAUUACAACGUGACUUAAUAAGCCGUAAUCAGUUGGAUGUGUCUGCAGCACUAUCUUCACUCUCGCGACUUGUUAAUUUGGAGAUGUUACCGUCUAUUGAAUCUAGUGUAAUUAAAUUACUGGGCCACCAAAUAGCAGCUAUAAGGCGAAAAGCUUACUUGGUAACUUAUAAACUCUUGUUUUUAAGGCCAGAAAUUAUUACGGAUAAUCCAGAUAUACUAGAAAGAGGUGUAUGUGAUGUAGAUAUUUCGGUUGUCAACGCAGCUCUUCACUUAGUAAAGUAUGCGAGCCACAAUCAUCCAGAGCUUUGUACUCCUCUUAUCCCAUUUAUGGUUGCAACAUUAAAGCAAAUAUUGGAUCACAAUAUACCUAGAGAAUAUGACUACCAUUGGAUCCCAGCACCUUGGGUUCAGGUACAUAUCUUGGAUAUAUUUGCCUCUGUAGCAUCUAGAGAGAAAUCUUGUGCAGAGCAAGUAUACGAGAUAAUUCAAGCAACAUUGAAGAGAGCAGAAUUAUCAAUUGCAACUCCAAUGUUCAAUGGGUCAGUUGUCAUGCCAGUUAUUAACCCAAACACUUCAGCUAGUCCUAAUGGAGGAAAUAUUUCGUACGCAAUUCUUCAAUCAUGUAUCAGAACAAUAACACUUAUUCAUCCUUCACUUUAUUUGAUCGAAUUAGCAGCAAACACCAUUUCGAAAUUUUUACAAUCUGAUCAUAAUCACCUUCGAUCAGUGGGUAUAAGUUGCCUCUCAAGAAUUGUCUCUGUUAAUCCCAUCCACGCAAUACCCCACCAAAUGGUCGUUGUCAACUGCCUUGAGGACUCAGACGAAACACUUAGGCGUAAAACUUUAGAUCUUCUUUGCCAAAUGACAAACCCUAAGAAUGUUGAAACUGUCGUUGCAAAACUAAUGAGUCAUUUACGAAUAUCAACAGAUAUUUAUUUUAGAUCAGAGCUAUCAAAUAAUAUAGUUUCACUAAGUGAAAGAUUUGCUCCAAACUACAACUGGUAUUUGACAACAACUGUUAACCUAUUGGAAAUUGCUGGUAAACUUGUUUCAGUUGAAAAAGCAUAUAAUAUUGCACAAAUUAUUGCAGAAGGACCUACAGGUGACGAAACUAUUGAUAUAGAAUUUAGAUUUGAAGCCACAAAUCUUUUUAUUAAUGUGUUAGAAGAUAAAGUAGAAAAGCUACCGGAAAUUUUGUGUAAUCUUGCUAUUUGGGUUGUUGGAGAAUAUGGAUGUAUUGCCAAAAUUAACGACAAAUAUAUAAAUUCACUUGAAUCAGCACACAAAACUAUAAAUCUGUUAACAAGUAUAUUUAAUCGGUUGCAAAAAAAGACAAACUCUUGGGAAACAUAUGGAUUAAUAAUCAAGGCAGCAAUGAAAUGCUUCUCAAUAGCACUUUUACUAGUACUACGGAAUAAAAACCUAGUUUUAGAUAUUAUAAAAGAUGAUGUAGAAAAUCCGGAAAUAACUAUAAAAUAUAUAAUAAAUACAUGUAUGCCAAUGAUAGAAGCUUGUGAACACUCACCCAAUCAAUUAAUACGUCAGAGAGCAAAUGAGUUCAGAGUAUUAAUCAAUUACGAACAACUAGACACUAAAAUUGAAAAGGAUAUUCCACUGGAAAAUUUGGAAAAAAACAAAAUCUUGAAACUUUUUAACUCUAUUUUACCUUUUGAUGCUUCUUGUGAAGAUAUCCAAGUUGAUAAAAAACUCUUAUUCUUAGAUUCUGUAACUGAUGGAUAUAAACAAGAGUAUAUGGUGAACUUUAGUAAGUCAGCUCGUAUUAAUUCUAAGAUCAUACCUGCUAAGAAUCUAACUAAAUACAAAGGCAUAUCUCUAAACUUGAACACAACUAACCAACAACUUCAAAAAGAGAGCAAAGAUGAGUUGAAUAUGUUGUCUCACAACUCAUUACAAACUGAUCCAUUAUUUGGAUCAAUACAUAACGAUACAAAUAUUUCAGAACUCCCUGAUGAAGUGCAAGAAAAUCCCUACUCUGAGACUUCAAUAAAAACUGAAGGUAUGAAACGAUGGGGUCCUGAUGGAUACAAGCCUAUAAAUGAAUUAGCAAUAAGAGAAAAGAACAAAUCAGUUAUAAAUAAUAAACCAGAGAAAUCAAACUCUCUCAAGCCACAAAGUAGUUCAAACGAAAAAUUAGGUUUUAUGUUGAAAAUUGAUAGUCUAGAUAAACGUAUAACUCAUGUAGAUUCAGCAAUUGAGCUGCAAAAACAGAAAGAAGCCAUGGCACUAUUUAGUGGUAUAAUCUCAAGAGAUCAGAACAGUCCUAAUAAAAGAAAUAUUGAUGAAAAACCUACGAACAAAAAUUCAUCAGCUUCAACCAUAAGCAAUCCUGAUAUAAAUAUGUCUACUAACGUAGAAAAUAACUUUAAAGGACUUGAGAACUCCCGAAGUAUAUGUGAAACAUGCAAUUUACUAGAUAUAAAAUCUACACCUACUCAAAAUAUUGGGAUCAUACAACCUAGUAUUAAAAGUGAAUACGAAGCUAAAACUCACACAUCUAAAUAUAACUUUCCACUAUUCUUCCCUUUAAAUAUUUCAAUUAUUGAUAUAGCAAAUAUGUGGUCAUCCUUAGAGUUUGAGUUUUCACAAGAUGUGUUAUUGUAUGAUAAAGACUUUCAACAAAUUAUUAGUGAACUAGAAUCAAAUACUUGCUUUGCGUUUAUAUAUAAUGAAGAUAGUGAAAUCAUGUGUGCUGCAACAACAUCUCCUUCUGCAGGACAGACUGCCCUUCUGAGAAUUUUUUACUGCAAUAUUUCAACUCCUAAGUUUAUUGUGACAGGAAGAUCUAAUGAAAUGCCAAUAGCUAAGUCAAUAGUUCAAAUAUGUUCUUCAUAUAUCCAGAACUCUGGCAAAUCCCAUCACAAAUAUAGUCAAAAUUACAUUUGA